Messenger RNA from Mirounga angustirostris (Northern elephant seal), 2322 nucleotides. It is a transcript of the gene NT5C3A, whose product is annotated as 5'-nucleotidase, cytosolic IIIA. Bases 806 to 1699 code for a protein of 297 amino acids. Gene Ontology annotation, cellular component: cytoplasm. NCBI's taxonomy places the organism in Eukaryota, Metazoa, Chordata, Mammalia, Carnivora, Phocidae. The transcript has 10 exons. The record is from RefSeq and is a predicted model, not a curated record. Gene Ontology annotation, molecular function: 5'-nucleotidase activity; magnesium ion binding.
UAACUUUAUCUAUAGACUCUUAUUUGGUUCAGUCUCUUGUUGAAAUUGUAAGCAUUUAAAAAUACAGAUUAAGGAAAUAAAAAUAGAAUAAAGCAGUAUAAUGUAAAACUUUACAGUUUGCAAAGAUAUGAAUAUGUAAAACUUUGCAGUGUCUUGGGUCUCCGAAAUAACAAUUUAAAACAUCUAAUUUUAAGAGCUUCAUGUUUCACAUGUACAUGUUGAGAAAAAGCAGUGUAUCCUCAAAAAUCUCUUUUCAAAGGAAAAAAAGGCACUGUAAGAUCCGAUUUUGUUGUUCAUUUAGUUGCUCUGUGACUCAGUUUUGCUGAUUGCCACAUGCUUUGUGUCCCCAGGUCUAGGAACCGUAUAUUAUGCCUAGUAAUAAAGAUAAUGAAUUUUUAUUUUGUGCUUGUUUUAUCUAAGAUAUUAUGGAAUAGGAUUCUAUUGGUAUGUUUUAUGAAUUGAUAAAAGCUGGAUUUACAGUCUUUAAGGUUUAUAACAAAUUGUAUAUUGAGAAUUAAGAUUCAAGCAUAUAUUGCUAUAAAACCCUAGAAUGUUGUGGCUAACUUAGUUUUAAAUAAUUGGAUUUACCUUAUUUUUUAUAAUUGUUUUUUGUUUUUGUUUUUUUUAAUCAGGAGAAUUAGAUAAUGCAGCAGACCAUUUCUUAAAGCAGUUUACUUGGUUUUUAUUGGCAGUCUGUAUCCAAGCCCCUGCAUCUCUGGAUAUUGCUUACCACCUAUGCUGUUGUUCUAGGACAAAUUCAAGGACAGAACUCAGAGUGCGCUAAGGAAGAUUGGAUAACCAAGAAAUGCCUAAUCAAGAUUCUGCUGUACAUGUGAAAAUGAUGCCUGAAUUCCAGAGAAGUUCAGUUCGGAUUAAGAACCCUGCAAGAGUAGAAGAAAUUAUCUGUGGUCUUAUUAAGGGUGGAGCUGCCAAACUUCAGAUAAUAACAGACUUUGAUAUGACACUGAGUAGAUUUUCCUAUGAAGGGAGAAGAUGCCCAACAUGUCAUUAUGUCAUUGACAACAGUAAGCUGGUUACAGAUGAAUGUCGAAAAAAGUUACUGCAACUAAAGGAAAAAUACUAUGCUAUUGAAAUUGAUCCUGUUCUUACCAUAGAAGAGAAGUACCCCUAUAUGGUAGAAUGGUAUACUAAAUCACAUGGUUUGCUUGUUGAACAAGCUUUACCAAAAGCUAAACUUAAAGAAAUUGUGGCAGAAUCUGAUGUUAUGCUCAAGGAAGGGUAUGAGAAUUUCUUUGAUAAGCUCCAAGAAUACGGUAUCCCUGUGUUCAUAUUUUCGGCUGGUAUUGGUGAUAUACUAGAGGAGGUAAUCCAUCAAGCUGGGGUUUAUCACCCGAACAUCACUGUAGUGUCCAACUUCAUGGAUUUUGAUGACAGUGGAGUGCUGAAAGGAUUUAAAGGUGAACUAAUUCAUGUAUUUAACAAACAUGAUGGUGCCUUGAAGAACACAGAAUAUUUCAAUCGACUAAAAGACAAUAGCAACAUCAUUCUGUUGGGAGAUUCCCAAGGGGACAUAAGAAUGGCAGAUGGAGUAGCCAAUGUUGAACACAUCCUGAAAAUUGGAUAUCUAAACGAUAGAGUGGAUGAGCUUUUAGAAAAGUACAUGGACUCUUACGACAUUGUUCUAGUAAAAGACGAAUCAUUGGAUGUAGCCAACUCUAUCUUACAGAAGAUUCUGUAAACAAGCAUUCUUCAAGAAGACCUCUCUCCUGUGGGUGCAAUUGAUGCAAGAACUGCUCACCUAUUCAUCUUGCUGAAAGACUUCUAUUUAUAAUGCGUUCUUGCUCUUGAAGUUUUUUUCUCUCCAUUACUAAGGUAUUUUUGGACAUAUUGAAUCCAGCAACUGGAAGCUCCUUUUUUUUCCCACCUCUCAACACACUCCUCAACUCUAUUUUUUAACAGAUUGAAAAAGAAAAUCGUAAAGCCAAAAUUUGAAAAAUAACUCCCUGCAUUUCCAGAGUGAAUUUUUUAGUGUAAUGUUAUCAUGAGGUUUUUGAGAAAACUUUUUACUCUGGGGAAGUUUGUAUAAGUUUAAAAAGAAGUUUUAUGAAAUGGUGAAAUAAUGUGCAUGAUUUUAACUGUUGCCAUUUUUGUAAUUGGGGUGAAUUAUGCUGAUAAUAUCACUGUCUCCUGAAAUUGUAUUAUAUUUGGUUAUUCUGUUCCGUGAAAGUCAGUAUUUGCCAGAAAAUAUUGGCACUCAGUGUUUGAAAAAAACCAUUUGUAUCCACAUGUCACUAAUCAUUACAAAAUGUUCUAUAUUGAAGCACUGAUAAUACAUAUGAAAUGAAAAGCCUUUUUAAAUUA